This is a messenger RNA of Lagopus leucura (white-tailed ptarmigan), 1173 nucleotides long. RefSeq names its product angiopoietin like 5 (gene ANGPTL5). The record is from RefSeq and is a predicted model, not a curated record. Bases 1 to 1173 code for a protein of 390 amino acids. The transcript has 8 exons. NCBI's taxonomy places the organism in Eukaryota, Metazoa, Chordata, Aves, Galliformes, Phasianidae.
AUGAAGAGCUUUGGGGUAACUUCAUUAAUUUCUCUUAGUGUUCUUUUGUUGGGCUGGGGAGAAACUGUUAUAAGUGAUGUCAAGCCUUGUUCAUCUAAGGGCACAAGGAAUGUUGGAGCUGUGGAGGAACCACUCAAGGCAGAAGAGAAAAAUAAAUCUGCAGAUAUUUCAAAACAAAAAGAACAAUGCCUUGUACCAUGUGAUGUUCAAGCUAAAAUUUUACGAGGGGAAAAACAGUAUAUGUGCAGGAAUUUGCAGAGCUCUCUUGUUGAAUAUGCAAGAAGCACAAAAAAACUGGUGAGAAACAUGAUGGAUGAUCAACAGUCUUCCUUGGAUUACCUUUCGAAUCAGGUGAAUGAACUCAUGAACAGAGUUCUUCUUUUGAAUGCAGAAGUUUUAAGAAAGCAUUUGGAUCCACUUCCUUACAAAGCAGUUCAAUCUCAUGGGUUGGAUUGCACUGAUAUUAAAGAUACCAUUGGUUCAGUUUCAAAAACUCCAAGUGGUCUGUACAUCAUCCAUCCAGAAGGAUCAAAUUAUGCAUUUGAGGUAUUAUGUGACAUGGAUUUUCAAGGAGGUGGGUGGACUGUGCUUCAGAAAAGAACUGAUGGAAUCAUUACAUUUCAGAGGACGUGGUCUGAAUAUCUGGAUGGAUUUGGUGAUCUUUCUGGGGAAUUUUGGAUUGGCUUAAGGAAGAUUUUUUAUAUAGUAAACCAAAAAGCAACCACUUUCAGUCUUUACGUGGAUUUGGAAUCAGAAAAUGACAAGCAUGCCUAUGCAUCAUAUGAUGCAUUUUGGAUAGAGGAUGAAACAUGUUCUUUUAAAAUUCAUUUGGGACGUUAUUCAGGAAAUGCAGGUGAUGCAUUCAGAGGAUACAGAAAAGAAGAUAAUCAGAAUUCGAUGCCUUUCAGCACAUUUGAUGUCGACAAUGAUGGAUGUAGGCCAGUGUGCAUUAUUAAAGAACAGCCUGUAAAGAGCUGCAGUAACUUCAGUGAUAACACUGGAUGGUGGUUCAACCAGUGUGGCCUUGCAAAUCUUAAUGGUAUUCAUCGUUACACAGGUAGAUUUCUUGCAACUGGGAUUCACUGGGAUACAUGGACAGUGAACAACAAGCCAGUAAAAAUUAAAUCAGUCUCAAUGAAGAUUCGGAGGAACUAUGACCCAUAUUUCCAUUAA